Messenger RNA from Yamadazyma jaroonii, 2037 nucleotides. NCBI's taxonomy places the organism in Eukaryota, Fungi, Ascomycota, Pichiomycetes, Serinales, Debaryomycetaceae. The record is from the annotation of a GenBank genome assembly.
AUGUCAGAAAUUGAUAAAUUAGCUAUUUCAACUAUUAGAUUAUUAUCUGUUGAUCAAGUGGAUGCUGCUCAAGCUGGUCAUCCAGGUAUGCCUUUAGGUAUGGCUCCAGCAGCUCAUGUAGUUUUCCAAAAUAUGAAAUUCAAUCCGAAAGAUCCAAAUUGGAUUAAUAGAGAUAGAUUCGUUUUGUCUAAUGGUCAUGGUUGUGCUUUAUUAUAUUCAAUGCUUUUCUUAUAUGGUUAUGAUUAUACCAUUGAUGAUUUAAAGAAAUUCAGAUCAUUAAAUUCAAAGACUCCUGGACAUCCAGAAAAGGGUCAUUGUCCAGGGGUUGAAGUUACCACUGGUCCUUUAGGUCAAGGUAUUUCAAAUGCUGUAGGUAUGGCAAUUGCUCAAAAACAAUUUGCUGCUACUUAUAAUACUGAAGAUCUCAAAGUUUCUGAUAGUUUUGUUUAUUGUUUCCUCGGUGAUGGUUGUCUUAUGGAAGGUAUUUCAUCUGAAGCCAGUUCAUUAGCAGGUCAUUUGAAAUUAAACAACUUAAUUGCAUUCUGGGAUGAUAAUAAGAUCUCUAUUGAUGGUUCUACUGAUGUUGCUUUCUCAGAAGAUGUUUUAGCCAGAUAUAAAGCUUAUGGUUGGAACAUUUUCCAUGUUGAACGUGGUGAUGAAGAUUUAGAUACUAUUAAAGAUGUUAUUGAACAAGCUAAAAAAUCAGAUAAACCUUCUUUGAUUCAAUUGGUCACAACUAUUGGUUAUGGUUCCCUUUUAGCUGGUACUCAUGGAGUUCAUGGAGCUGCUUUGAAAGCUGAUGAUGUUAAACAAUUAAGAUCCAGAUUUGGUUUCGAUCCUGAAAAAUCUUUCCAAAUUCCUUCUGAAGUUACUGAUUAUUAUAAAAAGCAUGUUGAAGAUAAUGAAAAAGUUUAUAAUGAUUGGCAAGAUAUUUACAAGAAAUAUGUUGGAUCAGCUAAACUUGGUAAAGAAUUAGAAAGACGUUUGAAAGGUGAAUUACCUGAAAACUGGGAAUCUAAAUUACCAACUUAUACUAAAGAUGAUAAGAAAUUAGCUACUAGACAAUGUUCAGGUAAUACUUUAGAUGCAAUUUUUGAAACCUUACCUGAAGUUCUUGGAGGUUCAGCUGAUUUAACCCCUUCUAACAACACUAGAACUACAGGUGUUGAAGAUUUCCAAGACCCUGAAACCAAAUUAGGUUCUUAUGCUGGUAGAUAUGUUAGAUAUGGUGUUAGAGAACAUGGUAUGGGAGCUAUUAUGAAUGGUAUUUCUGCCUUCGGUGCCAAUUAUAAAGUUUAUGGUGGUACUUUCUUAAACUUCGUUUCCUACGCUGCCGGAGCUGUUAGAUUAGCAGCUAUCUCCCAUCAUCCAAUUACUUGGGUAGCUACUCAUGAUUCUAUUGGUUUAGGUGAAGAUGGUCCAACCCAUCAACCUAUUGAAACUUUAGCCCAUUUUAGAGCUAUCCCUAAUUUAUCUGUGUGGAGACCUGCUGAUGGUAAUGAAACUUCAGCUGCUUAUAAAUCAGCUAUUGAAUCAACUGAAACUCCACAUAUCUUAGCUUUGAGUAGACAAGGUUUAAGUCAAUUAGAAGGAUCUUCCAUUGAAAAUGCUUCUAAAGGUGGUUAUAUCUUAGUUUGUGAUGCCUCUGAUGGUCAUCCAGAUAUCAUUCUUGUAUCCACUGGAUCUGAAGUUGAAAUCUGUUUGGAAGCUAAGAAGAAAUUAAAUACUGCCGGUCAUAAAGUUAGAGUUGUUUCUAUGCCAUCAACUGAUACCUUUGAUAACCAAUCAUCAGAUUAUAAAUUAUCUGUCUUACCUGAUGGAUCUCCAGUUAUGUCAGUUGAAGUAUUAUCACCAUUCGGAUGGUCAAGUUAUUCUCAUGAACAAUUUGGAAUGAAAAGAUUCGGUGCAUCAGGAAAAGCUCCUGAUAUUUAUAAAGAAGUUGAAUUCACUCCUGAUGGAAUUGCUUCCAGAGGUUUAAAGACCAUCAAUUUCUAUAAAGGUAAAGAUUUAUUAUCACCAUUACAUGAUGCUUUUUAA